Phyllostomus hastatus (greater spear-nosed bat) is the source of this 986-nucleotide messenger RNA. RefSeq names its product leukocyte immunoglobulin-like receptor subfamily A member 5. Bases 39 to 302 code for a protein of 87 amino acids. The transcript is spliced from 3 exons. The record is from RefSeq and is a predicted model, not a curated record. Lineage: Eukaryota; Metazoa; Chordata; Mammalia; Chiroptera; Phyllostomidae.
UUUUCACUGUGGGGCCUGUGAACCCAAGUCACAGGUGGAUGUACAGGUGCUAUGGUGCAUUCUCAGGUUCUCCUUGUGUGUGGUCUUCCUCUAGCAACGUCCUGGAGCUCCUGAUCUCAGGGGCUCCCUCUACUGUCACCCCAUCAGUGCAGACCCCAAAUGCCACAAGUGGCACUCAAUGCCCAGAUUACACAGUGGAGAAUCUCAUCCGCAUAGGUCUGUCUGCCUUGGUCCUGGUGGUGCUAGGGGUGUUGGUGUAUCAAGAGUGGCACAGUCGAAGAGGGUUCUCACAGGUGAACUGAAGAUGAAGCACACACAUGCCUCAGGAUUUGCAACAGAGACUUAGAUCAAAAUCACACAUGCAAGGUAUGAUGACAAUGAAGGUUCAGAAAGUUGGAGCCACAAACAGUGUGAACUCGGUGCUGAGGACCUAAACAAUUGAUACAGUGUGAUUACUGCUGGAGGUAAUGACAGGGGCUGCAGUUGCUCCUUGGGGAAGGCUCCUCCAUCAUGAACAUUGCCCAUGCCUUGCUAUCUCCUCAGUUUUUGGCUUCUCUCAUUCCACCAUCUCAAUAACGCAAUGCUACAUCCACAUGAGGAGAUUGUGCCCACUAUUUCACUCUGUCUCAUGCUCUAUUCCUACACUGUGUUGUGAAUAUCUUGUUUAUGAUACCCACAUUCCCUGGUGUGAGUUGCUCUUUGCCUCCCCUUCUAAGUGCAGAGACUCAGGUAACAUGGUUGAGUAAUUAAGCCAAUGGACUAAAAUGUACGUCCAGCUUGGAAGGUGCAAGCUCAGAAUGUUAUCCCAGCACCGUGUCUGGAUUCUGCAAGCUCCUUUCUCUUCACCAGGUGCUUCCUAUGUGGCUUCUCCUGCAACAUCUGUACUUGGAGUCCACACUCUCCUGCAUGGCCCCAUGCAAGUGGCAGCUUAUCUGUGAGCCUCUCGUGUCUCCUGUGUGACUGGUAGGGUUGAUGGCUCCUUCAGG